This is a messenger RNA of Dichomitus squalens LYAD-421 SS1, 954 nucleotides long. RefSeq names its product transcription initiation factor IIF beta subunit. Gene Ontology annotation, cellular component: transcription factor TFIIF complex. The transcript is spliced from 4 exons. NCBI's taxonomy places the organism in Eukaryota, Fungi, Basidiomycota, Agaricomycetes, Polyporales, Polyporaceae. The record is from RefSeq and is a predicted model, not a curated record. Gene Ontology annotation, biological process: transcription by RNA polymerase II; transcription initiation at RNA polymerase II promoter. Bases 1 to 954 code for a protein of 317 amino acids.
AUGGUUGAGGAGGAGGAUUCCAAGCGGUUCGACUCCGUGAACGGCGAGAACGAGGACAGCCAACCAGACCCGGACGAGCCCCUCAUGAUGGAUGCAGGGAAUGGGCGAGUGUGGCUCGUGAAGAUCCCCAGACACCUCAUGGAGCGCUGGUCCGCAAUCGACGAAGAGGGCGUCCCCCUCGCUACCAUCCGUGUCUACCACAACGCCGAAACCGCGACGGGCAAAAAGCCGCGCAUCAUGCUCCUCCUGCCCCCGAAUCCCGAGACGGGCGCCGAGGCCGAGGAGUACGAGAUGGACAUGGUCAACGACGACGUCGAGAAUCAGAUCGUCGUCGCAGAGCGCGAGAAGGAGCCCGGCACGCAGUCGCGCGCGCGCACGACGAUCCUCACCGGCCGCGUCAAGCACGAGUGCAACCUCCGACCGAUCCUGACGGACCGCUACAGGCAGCGGCUCAAGAUGCGCAACCUGAGCGCGAACCAGCCCACGAGGCGGAUACGCAUGAUCGAGGACGCGGUCCCCGGCGGGCGCGGGAACAUCAAUAUGCUCACGAGCGGCGCGGCGCAACACUCGCCUUUCAGCCUCGUCCGUCCGAAAGCAAAACCUGCGAAGGGCCAGUUCGAGCGGAUGGCCCGUAUGCCGCGCGACCAGCUGCUCGACGAGCUCUUCAAGGCGUUCCAAGAGCGCGAGCGGUGGUCUAUCAAGGCUUUGCGCGAGCGCACCCAACAGCCCGAGGCGUACCUCAAGGAGGUGCUCAGCGAGAUCGCCUUCCUUCACAGGAGUGGAGAGUUCAAUGGCAGUUGGGAGCUCAUGGCGAACUACAAGGGGGAAGGGAUGAAGGCGGAGGAUGUUCCCGGACCAAGCGGCGUCAAGGUCGAGGACAUCAAGAUGGAGGGCGAAGACGAAGAAGAUGACGACGACGACGAGGAUGAUGACGACAUGGAAGAGGUCUCAUGA